AUGAAAGUAGCAACCCUUGCACAAAUAAAACAGGAUUCUGACGACAAACUGAAAAUGGGUGAUACUAACGAAAGUAGACCAGAUAAUAUAAAUAUCAGUGUAGCAAAAGAAAAGAAAGAUACACAAAGUGGAUAUAUCAAGGACCGGGCGUCUUUAGAAAGCGUCAUGAAAUUUUGGGCCAAAUUUACAGUCAAGGAUAGUACAAAAACUUCAACCGAAAAACCAUCAACGCAUAUUGCAUCUUCCAGAGAAGAAACAAUAGAAAUCAUUACACCCACUAAAGCAAAGCCUGAUAAUGCACCGUCCAUGAAAUACGUUAGCGAUAUGAUAGCUGAAUAUCUAAGAAGUCAGGCAACAAAACCGACUACCGAAGCAAGCAAAACAAGAACUAUGAAUAUGGAUAUAGUUUCAAGGACUAUUAAAGAUUUUUUAGAUAAAAACAGUAAAACCGAUUCUCUAACGGUUGCAAAAAAUAUUAAAUAUACUUUAAGCAAAGAUUUAAAAGAAUUAAGUGACUUAACAGAAAUUGGUAAAACAUUUGAAGAAAAUAAGGAAGAAGAAAGAUCAGAGAAAGAUGUAAAUUUGCAACAGAAGCGGAUUAAUGAAGACAAUCAAGACAAAGCAAAAAAUACAGAACUUACGCUAUUUAGUUCAUUAAUUAAAGUUAGUCCUCAGACAGCAGAUUCGAAAUCAAUUAAAAAAAUGGAAGCACUACAAUAUCUUAAUAACAUGCUUAAAUUCAAUAAUAAAUUUAAACUCAAUGACCCUUUGCCUUCCAUGGAAGUAAGUACGCAAGAUUCUACCAACGAUAACAACCACUUUGAGAAACUAAAGGAAGAAACAUUUUUUCAGGACUAUUAUACUAACAAUUCAAAUUACAAUAAUGACAUGUCAGGUAGUACAAAUUUAGUCAAGGAUAAAAUUGGGACUGUUUCGACUGAUGUUAUUAAAGAAAUAGCUGAUAAAGUAAAGGAAAUAGUAAUGAGAGAUAUAAGAAAAGAAAUACCGACCACUGAAAGAGUAACUUUUUUAACUACGACGAUUUCUGAAAGUACCACAGCAAAUCCAACAACAGCUUUAAAAGAAGAUAAUCAAACAAGUGUUAUACGAACGCUUAUGGAACUACUAAAAGGAUUGAACACAAUGAAAGAAGAAACUACAACAUCAACGACAUAUUUGCCAACGAUAGACACUUUAAACAUUGCAAAAUUAGCUUUUCAUAACUUACCUGUAGACAAAAUGUAUCCUCCAGUAAUAGGUGGCGUUCAACCUACCUACGUUUUAAAAACGCCGGUUUCUGACAUUAAACAAUUUGAGGUGAAUCCAUUUAACCAAAAUUUAGUUCCAAUUCCUUUUGGCACAAACCUCCAUCCGCCACUACACAGUCCUACAUACAUGCCUCAGAAAAACUAUCAUGAAAAGAGCAAAUAUAAAAUGCUACCACUGACAAUUCAAACCAAUUCUGCCGAAAUUCCUCCAUUAGUUAUACAAGUGUCAAAACCAAUGAAGAUUAUGAACCAGCAUAUAAUAGUGACAACUCAAAACCCUUUUCAAAAACAGAGAGAAGAAAAGCUACAUCGUGAUAAUGAACAACGUUUGAACUUUAAUUACGCAGAUCCUCUAAAUGUGCCAAGUGAGAGAAAUCAUCACGUAGAUAAUCCAACUUAUGGUGAACUUACGAAAAAUCUGCGGCUAGCAGAGCAUGUUAAAAAGGAAUUUAGAGAAUCUUAUAAAGAUAAAAUUGAAAAACUAAAGGAAAGGAUAGAACAUAACAGAGAUAAGGCUACAGGAGUAAAGCAGUCCACAGACUCAGAACGCAGUGUUGGUUUAAGUGGUCUAGAAAAAUCUAAGUUCCAUGUCAGUUCGAGUUUGGAUUUUAACCACCACAGAGGCACGUCAGAAAUCUCGAAUGAUCAUGAUUUUUUGGGCAGGCAGUUGGAUCCUAAUCGGCAGGAAAAGUUUAAUCGUCCAAUUAAUGCACAUAACCGUCAGAUUUUAAAUGAACCAUCGGGCAUAAAUCACCGUGAAAAUUUUAAUCGCCCAGAUGAUUCCAGCUACCGUGAUGUUAUAAAACGAGAACAUUUAGGUAGACUAGUGGAUUCAAAUCACCAUAAUUUAAUAAGCCAACGGUUGGAGAAUAUUCCCGAUAGACGAAGACCAAUAGAUCAUCGAAGUAGAAGUCGUCUAUCAGAUGCGUACGAGAGGUUUGAACACGGACGCUCUCAUCCUCGAUAUAAAGAGACCAAGUUUCAUGAAAGGCUUGAACAAAUAGAAAAUAUGCCGCAAAUUCAUUAUAAUAGCUACAGCAGGUCAACGACAGAAGGGUGUUGUGACGCAUUUGCGUCUAGACAACAGAUGCCUUUGAAUAAGGCCAGAGAACAUCUAAGGUUUGAUGAUUCUCAUUUUAGAAAUUUCCUUAAGUCGCAACAAAAAGUUACAGAUAUGUUGGAGAGGAUAUUGGCAGCUAAAUCUAAAACUGGGAAAGAGAGCGCUGAUCCGCAAUAA
Messenger RNA from Arctia plantaginis, 2505 nucleotides. NCBI's taxonomy places the organism in Eukaryota, Metazoa, Arthropoda, Insecta, Lepidoptera, Erebidae. The record is from the annotation of a GenBank genome assembly.